This is a messenger RNA of Kockovaella imperatae, 2676 nucleotides long. Its product is annotated as RNA dependent RNA polymerase-domain-containing protein. Gene Ontology annotation, cellular component: nuclear RNA-directed RNA polymerase complex. Gene Ontology annotation, biological process: siRNA processing. Gene Ontology annotation, molecular function: RNA-directed RNA polymerase activity. NCBI's taxonomy places the organism in Eukaryota, Fungi, Basidiomycota, Tremellomycetes, Tremellales, Cuniculitremaceae. Bases 1 to 2676 code for a protein of 891 amino acids. The transcript is spliced from 10 exons. The record is from RefSeq and is a predicted model, not a curated record.
AUGACUGAAUCCUGGAAUAUCAAGGACUACAAUGUUGAUAUACAACACGCAUAUACCCUUCUCAGCACAUCUGCGAAUCUUGGACCGUUGUCCGUUGGACCACAUUUCAAGGUGCUUGAGAGUCAAAUCCCUCAGACCGUCCACGAAUUCAUCACAAGGUUCCCCGAGGUAUUCCCCCUUGUCGUUGCAGAGAUCAUUGACAAUGUCUCUCGGCCCAGUACACCGAGUGUGGCUCCCAGCCGGAAGUCUGCUCUGAGGCCAAUUGUGGAUCCGAAAAUUAAAGUGGCCGCCAUCCUUCAGUCCCGGCUGCAAACAUGCCAGGAGGAGGAAGAAAUGGCUUUACGGAAGGUCAUGGAUAUGUCGAUGGAUGAGGAGGAUGGUACAGAUAAGGAGGAUUUUCGCGAAUGUCUCGGUCCUCGAAGAGCCAACUCUAUGAGCGGAUGGGACGAUGUAGGAGACGAUUACGAAAGUCUCCCGCCCUCUUCUUGGGCAUCGGCAUCCUUGCAAUCUCAAAUUCCAGCAUUCAAUCGCCGGCAGCACGAGACUGAGGAUCAAUCGGCAGUGUGCAAUGAAUGCGGAACGAAUUUGUCAGGAUCUCUUGUCGCUCUUUUAGCUGAACAAACGUCAAAGACAUCGGUGGGUGAGGAGCGAACCACACCGAGGAAGAGGAUCAGUGACGUGUCGCCUGGAAACUUCUCAGCCAAGCAGAAGAAGUCCAAUCAUGAAGAUCUGUAUCCUGGCAAGGACGUUGUGCUUCGAGAAUCUAUGGUGAAAGCCCUGGCGGCCUCUCGAUAUUGGAACGACCCGUCGAUGUUGAUGUCGGACGUUGUCAGAAGUGGGUACUUCAAACGCAAAAUCAGUCUAUCAGCAGAAGCUAUCAUCAUCAUGAACCACAAUGGCGUAGCAACCUCCAGUAUCUUGGCUUUGGCGCAACAGAGCCUCGAUGAUUUGCAGGCGGCUUUUGAUCCGGCGUCGGCUGACGGAGAAACCCGCGAAGCGACUUUGAAUCGCUUGAUUGCGAGUUGCCGUGCCAAAGGCGGAGCAGGAACUCAAGUCAAGCAGCGGCAGUGUUCAGCCACUGGCCGAUCCAUGAAGAUUGGGGGCCUUGUUCAUCGGCAUGGAGAUGACGCGAUUGUUGAGAGGGACAACGGCGACUUGGUCAAGGAGCGUGAGCAGCGCGAUAUUGACCCCGUCAGUGGGCAACCCGGUACCCUAGCUGAAAGCCUCAUGCGUGCUCUUCAAUCUGGUUUCGACCCUCUUGAAUCCUAUUACACUGCGAACAAGCUCUAUCGCCUCGUCUCAAUCCUGUCCCAAAGCAUCUGGAAAUCGAUCUCGAUCCCCAUCAACAGGUCCCUAUCAGCUUUCAUAGUCCCCGAUCCAUUCGGAAUACUGGGUCCCGAUGAGAUACACUUUUACUUCCCUGAUGAGCCGAUCCGAGAUUCUGACUCCCUCGCUCCGGUCAUCCACCUAUCCGGCCCCGUCUUGGCCUACCGAUCGCCAUGCAAACUACCUACAGAUGUGAGAAAAUUCACGGCGGUCCGAAAGGAAGAGUUGCUCCAUUUACGGAACUCUUCUGUGCUCGGAGGCGGUGACCACGAUGGCGACACUCUCAAUGUGAUUUGGGAGCCCAGCCUUGUGCAGUCCUUCGUCAAUGCAGACCUCUCGGUCCUCGAUGCCCCUGAUGACUUCGAAUCUGAAAACUUUGACAAGGAGGUGCUUCAGGUUGAGGCCGUAGCAAGUGGAGUGCAGUCAGUCGAUGAGAUGAUUAUGAAUCACCAAGUCUUUUUGCUCGUUGCACUCAAGGACGACAAAUCUACCGGCAGCUACUCAAGUCUACAUACCAAUGCCAUAUAUCUAAAUGGACCAGACCAUCCGGAUACUGUGCGAUUAGCCCGCAUAUUCUGUCUCGUCUUGGACGCCCGUAAGAGUGGUUUAUGCAUCAAACACAAGGUCAAGGCAAAUGACCAAAGAAAAUAUGGUGGGGUCGUAGCCUGGAGGACAUAUUGCAAAGAUCUGGGGUCUAGUCAUAACGAGCGAGAGAUUCUCCGUCCUAAUCAGUUGGGCCCUUUCGUCAUAGACGAGCUGAUUGACGCCCUCAAGAACAAAAGGAAUAUGCUCCUGACUUGUUUUCCGAACCCUCUCACGAAACUGUCGACAUCGGUGUCAGACUACCAAGCUUUCUCACGACCAAUCACAACAUGCAACGAGUCACCUCUCAUGUCCGUCAGAGGACGGCAACAGCUCAAGGAUCUCGAGAGGCAUUGCUCGGCGUGCUAUAUUAUUCGUACAACCAUCACUUCCACGAGAGAGCAGGAUAUGGACCCACCUCGCCUCGCAAACAGGUCAAACCCACGGAUCACGGAUGGGAAGCACGAGCAGGAACAGAGAAAUGCCGAACUACUCAUGCUCACUCAGAUCCGGGUGCUGGCAAGUAUCUGGAGAGAUGGGUUUACACUGGCCGACGCCGCUUGGAUACCAAAUGCAGCUAAUGGCGAUGGUCGAGGCCUACAAGAGCUCAAAGUGGCAUGUGGCAGCAACUGCGAAUCCCGGUAUCAGAAACAAGAGUUUGUCUUCGAAAUGGACUUUGAAACCGCUUGCAGGCUGAAGGCAUGUGCUGCUGGCAUUUCAAGCACAGUUUUAUCGAGUGUUUUAGAGAACAUGAAGCCGCGUCAAUAA